Mobula hypostoma (lesser devil ray) is the source of this 4640-nucleotide messenger RNA. RefSeq names its product immunoglobulin superfamily containing leucine-rich repeat 2 (gene islr2). The transcript is spliced from 2 exons. Bases 1533 to 3503 code for a protein of 656 amino acids. The record is from RefSeq and is a predicted model, not a curated record. Gene Ontology annotation, molecular function: protein binding. Lineage: Eukaryota; Metazoa; Chordata; Chondrichthyes; Myliobatiformes; Myliobatidae.
CUAUAAUAUACAUGCAAGAGUUUACAAAACACAAGCCCUAAAUUAAUGUAAAUAGAACCAAGGGGGAAAGUCGGCUGGAAUUCAGUUUUGCAAUUUAGAAUAUCAUUGCGCUUACAGCAAUCUCUCCCACAGAGAUGCAGACAUCUGAAAUGCAUAUACGCAUCUCAAAACGACGUUUUAAUUAAUAUUUUAUGCUGCAAAUAAUCCACACGUCUAAAUCAGAAUUAUCAACGAAAUGUCUCGAUUGUGGAAUGAAUUCGGUUUAAUGCCGGCGUCUGAUAAAUCAGAAAUGCAUCGUAAAUCUUUAAGAUCCUCAGAAUUAGAUGCCAAACAUUACCUCGAUUGCAAUUAUCUGACGCGGCCGGCACGGAGGCCGUUUCAUUUUGGAAUGGAGCGCGGUGUAAUUUAACAGUCUGUCAAUCUCCCUUUGAUAACUCUCAUUCCUUACACGAAAUGCUAGAUUGUUUGAAAUCGCAUUCUCUUCAAAACACGCGGAGUUGCAAAUCAGAGUUCCCUAACUGAAACUGCAAGCAGUCUAGCUCAUAGUUCCAAAUAUGAAUACUGUUGCAGAGACAAAAUUUGUAUUAACAACCCUGGCUGUAAUUGUUAAAGAACUUUGAUUCUCGGAUUAACGUGACCGAAUUCCUCACUUGGCAUUUAUUUUUAUUUCCCGAUGAGGAAAGGAAUGCAGUAUAAAAAAUAUUUGAUUCUCGUAGUUUGUUGGGUCAGAAGAUUGAAUUUAUUGCAUGCUAAUUUUGAGGAUGUUUAGAACAUCUAAUUUCAAAGCUUACAUUUCAAUGAAUGGGUAAAUAGAUUAGUCUGAUUUAAUAAAGUUAGAAUCAAGUUUUUAUACUGCGAGUUUCUAUAGAAUUUCUAUAGUUGCGAGUGAAUAGCUUUCGGAGUGUGAGAAUUCCCGUGCGCUGUGUGUGUGUGUGUGUGUGUGUGUGUGUCUGUAAGUGUGUGUGUCUGUGCAUAUGUCUGUCUGUAAGUGUCUUUGUGUGCGUUGUGUGUGUGUGUCUGUAAGUGUGUGUGUCUGUGCAUGUGUCUGUGUCUGUAUGCAUGUGUGUGUGUGUGUAUGUCUGUAAGUAUGUGUGCGUGUGUCUGUGUAUGUGUCUGUCUGUGUGCGUGUGUGUGUGUGUGUGUGUGUGUCUGUAAGUAUGUGUGCGUGUGUGUCUGUGUAUGUGUCUGACUAUAAGUGUCUGUGUGUGUGUGUGUGUGUGUGUGUGUGUGUGUGUGUGUGUGUGUGUGGGGUGUGUGUGUGGUGUGUGCGUGCGUGCGCAGAACCCGUGUUGAGCACGGGACGUCGCGUGUGUUUUAAUUAGAUGUCAUCACCUAUUAUUGCCGGGCUGAUGAGAUGCUUCCCGGGAACCGGCUGCUUCUUGGCUCCAGUUCCUCGGAGAGACGUGGGACAGCCUCCUUCAGAAAAAAAAAACACCACAGGCUGAAGGAAAUGUCCGAAUUAAAUUUUGAUGGAGUGAAAUAAGGAGACUGUAUCCCACGGGCCGUGAUCCACGGAUUUAAGGGAGGAGACGAUGGCAGACGGAUUGAUGUUGCUGGGAGCCUGGUGCCUGGCUGGCUUCUGGAGCCCGGUCCACGCCUGUCCCGAGCUGUGCGUUUGCCAGGACAAAUACUCUCACCAGUUCGCCGACUGCGCCUACAAGAACUUCGCUUCCGUUCCCGACGGCUUGCCCCAGAACGUGACCACCCUCAGCCUCUCGGCAAACAAGAUCAAGUCGCUGCUCCGGAAUUCCUUCGUCCAGGUACCUCAAGUCACGUCCCUCUGGCUGGCGCACAAUGAAAUCUCCACUAUCGAGGAGGGAACGCUGGCGCCACUGUCGCAGCUCAGAAACCUGGACAUCAGCCACAACCAGAUCGCGCGGUUCCCCUGGCAGGACUUGUAUAACCUCACCGAUCUGCAGCUCCUGAAGAUGAACAAUAACCUCCUGUUCGGGCUGCCCAGGGACGCUUUGUCCACCCUGAGGGACCUGCGCUCCCUCCGCAUCAACAGUAACCGUUUCCGCACCUUCGAGGAGGGCACCUUCGAUUCGCUCACCUCGCUGUCCCACCUACAGAUCUACAGUAACCCCUUCUCCUGUAACUGCCGACUGGAGUGGCUUAAGGACUGGAUCCAGCAGGCGCUUAUCUCCAUCCCGGAGAAGCAGGACAUCAAGUGCUCGGAGCCGCCCGAGCUGAAAGGGACGGCGGUGGUGGACCUACCCCCGCUGCAGUGCUCGGCGCCCUCGGUCUACCUCAGCUACCAGGGCAGCAAGGACAAGGCGGGCUUCUUCGAAGGCCAGACGCUCACCGUGCAUUGUAACUCCACGGGCAACCCCCUUCCCCAGAUUAGAUGGAAGGUGCAGACGGCCAACAGAGAGGUCGAGCUGAACGAGGCGAAGGUGAGAGAGGAGGGGAGGGAGUUGGCGGCUGGGAAGGAAGACCAGGGGCGGCUGGUGGUCCUUAAGAAUGGUACCCUCGUUAUCCCCCGCCUGACCAAGUACGAAGAAGGACUCUACACCUGCCUGGCCACAAACCUCGUGGGGAGCAACGAGUCCUCUCUGGAAGUGGUCCUCAGUCCCACAUCGAAGCGUGGCCCCGUUUACUCUAAGGACCCCGCUCUGAGCCCCAGCACCACCCAGAGGCCGCAUGUCAAGGUCAGCGCCGCCGGUCUGCCCAGCCUGCAAGGGAUGGUCGGGAGCCCGGACCCGACCAUGGACGCCCCUCCGACCUGGGCACCUGCGCCAAGCGCGCCGGACGCCCAGAGCUGCGUGAGGAGAGAGGGAAGCCGUUACAUCUCCAACCACGCCUUCAACCAGAGCUCCCAAAUGAAGCAGCACACUUUCGACUUCGGAGUGAUCGCCCUGGAGGUGAGUGAGAACGACGCCAGGGUACAACUCACCCCCUUUCAGAGCUCGCCGAGAGUCAGGAGCCCGCAGAUGCUGUACCUGUGCAGGGGCCAGGGAGCGGACGGCGCCUCUGUGGUCCAGUGGUCCAUGAUCGAGACUGGGGUCAACUCCUACCGCUUCCAGAACCUGAGGCCGGGUUCCAACUACACCCUCUGCUUUACGUACACGGGCCUGGAUUGCCAAGUUCAGGUGAUCUUUACCACCAGGAGGAAGAUCCCAUCGCUGCUGAUCAUGAUCGUAGUCAGUUGUUUCCUCCUGGGCUUGGCCACCGUCCCUUUGCUGGGAGCGACCUGUUGUCACCUCAUGUACAAAUACCAGGGCAAGACUUACAAGUUGAUCAUGAAGGCGCAGGCGCCGGGGAAAGUGGGGAAGGAUGCGACCAGCCCGUUCGAGGCCGCCGCCUCCUCUCUGCAUGCUUCGGCCCAGGACUACGAGCCCAGCGAGGCAGGCGGGGCGAGCCUGGAGGCCGAGUCUCACGCCAAAGGCAACCAGGACGAAUUUGAGAUCUGCUCCGAGUACAGCGACCGUCUGCCGCUCGGCGCCGAAGCUGUGGACAUAAAUCAGGAGAUCAACGGGAAUUAUAGGCGGCCUAUGCGCUGACUCUCGAGGCAGAGGAGCAGACGCCCCGAGUCCAACCAACUCCAGCCGAAAUAAUAUUUUAAAAGCCCCCGUUUCCUCUACAAAACUCUGGACCUCCACACGGCCAAACGGCCGUGGGUUUUGUUAAGAUAUCAGAAUCCUGCUGUUGAUUUUUUUUUAAAAAAGCACAUACACACAACACGGUUCGGGAAUUAGGAGCAAUUAGGUCCAAUUCCCGGUUCAAGGAUGCGGGGGUAAUGGAGAAUACGUGCGAUCAGCUUUCGUGAACUAGUCUUUGUCAGAGAAAAACAUAAGGUGCUUGGUUAAUACUCCAUUGUCGACCCUUGUACAGUUCCGUGGGAAGUACUGUAUGUCUUCACUACGACCCUCCCUCCUCCUGCAUUGAUGUAGUGACGCUAAUGUGUGUAUCUCUCGGUGUUUACCAGUGCAAUGUCCGUCCACUACACCGUUCACUGCAGAUAGCACACUCCAUGCCAACAGCUCCCGGCCCCCGUGUUAUGUUCGGAAAUUAGUCUGUGUAAAUGGAAGUAGUGUUUGGUGUGUAUACGGAGUGCAUUAAUGGGACCGGCCACUCCCUGGGGUGUACGAGGGUAUCGUCUUCGGUGUCGCUGUCGAGCUGUGGGGCCAUUGGUGUGUGUGUGUGUGUGUGUGUGUGUGUGUGUGUGUGUGUGUGUGUGUGUGUGUGUGUGUGAGAGAGAGAGAGAGAGAGAGAGAGAUUGAGAGAUUGAGAUUGAGAGAUUUUGAAACCACGGCCAACCACUGUCCUGCCCGCCUUUGACUCACCCUUCGAUAUGCUUUAUCUCUGUAUUCAAUACAUUAAAACAAAAACAUAAAAGUUUAUUUGGAACUAGUUGGAAAUUUUCCUUGACAGAAAGAAAUUGAGUUUGUUCCUGAGUGUGAGUUUUAUUGGGAUUAAGCCGUGGAGCGUGACAACUCCUCACGUCAAGUCCUCUGUACUACCUCCUUGUUCCUUUCUAAUCGACUCCAACCUCUCUGGGUCCAAGCGCGCUCUCCCUCUUUCUAUUCCCUGUAAGGGGCUUCACUCAAUCCCGGCAUGUCCUUCCACAGAAUUGCGGCUUGGAAACAUUCCGCUUCCCGAAGAUGUGCAUUCCGUUUAACGAUCACAUUGUAGUCUGG